CAUGACGUCGCCGGGUGUUGCAAACUGGACUUAGGGCCCCAAACCUGCAGAAAAACACCGUGCAUCCUAUUUUUUUUUAUUUAAAGCAACUACAAUGCACUUCCAAAUAAGACACCUGGUGCGCCUGAACCAAUGCGCUCCGGUGCCACGCAAGCUGGUGAGGAAGCUGUGCACGGCGGCACAACAACGUGGAGCAGCAGGACGGAACGCAUCUGCAAGUUUGACGACGCGUUUCGAGGCGCAGAGCUGCAGGAACUAUGGCUCCGACUCUGCGUACGGCCGAGCCUUCGCCUCAGCGAGGGACAAGCCCGAGGAGUUCUGGGGGGAGAUGGGACGCAACAUAGACUGGUUUGAACCGUGGAGGCAAACUUUGCACGUUGAGGAUCCGGUGUUCCCAAACUGGUUUGUUGGAGGAAAGUUGAACAUGUGCUACAACACCGUGGAUCGACACGUAGAAAGCGGCCGCGGAGAGCAGCCUGCCAUCAUAUACGACAGCCCGGUGACUGGAACUAAGCAGGUCAUCACUUUCAGGGAACUUCAGAACCAGGUGUCCAGGUUAGCAGGCGUCUUGGUGAAGAACGGGGUGAAGAAGGGCGAUCUCGUAGUCAUCUACAUGCCCAUGGUGCCCCAGGCCAUGUUCACCAUGCUGGCCUGCGCUCGAAUCGGUGCCCCGCACAGCCUCAUCUUCGGGGGCUUCGCCUCCAAAGAGCUCUCCGUCCGCAUCGAUCACGCCAAGCCCAAGCUGAUAGUUACAGCCUCAUUUGGCAUCGAGCCAGGCAGAAGAGUCGAGUACAUCCCUCUGGUGAAGAAGGCCUUGGAGCUGAGCUCUCACAAGCCCUCCAAAGUCCUCAUCUACAACCGGCCCAACAUGGAGAAAGUAUCUCUGAGUCCGGAGUUGAGUCUGGACUGGGACGAGGAGAUGGCCACAGCUCGGCCGCACGACUGCGUCCCUCUGCCCUCCAACCAUCCCCUUUAUGUGCUGUACACAUCCGGGACCACUGGAACGCCAAAGGGUGUUGUGCGAGACACUGCAGGUUAUGCUGUGAUGCUGAAAUGGACCAUGUCAAAUAUUUAUGGACUCAGUCCUGGAGAUGUUUGGUGGGCAGCGUCAGACCUCGGCUGGGUGGUCGGCCAUUCGUACAUCUGCUACGCUCCUUUGCUCCACGGUAACAGCACGAUUCUCUACGAGGGUAAGCCUGUCGGGACUCCGGACCCCGGGGCGUUCUUCCGUGUCCUGUCUGAACACGGGGCCUCGUCCAUGUUCACUGCACCCACUGCCAUCCGGGCCAUUCGCCAGCAGGACCCCAACGCUGCAAUCGGGACAAAAUAUCCUCUGUCCAGGUUGCAGUCCUUGUUCUUGGCGGGAGAGCGAUGUGAUGUGGAGACGCUGGAAUGGGCCAAGAGGAGUUUCGGCGUGCCUGUUCUGGAUCACUGGUGGCAGACUGAAACCGGCUCAGCCAUCACCUCCACUUGUGUCGGCCUGGGAAACUCGCUCACGCCACCUGCAGGUCAGGCUGGCAAACCAGUUCCAGGAUACAACGUCACAGUGAUCGAUGAUGACAUGCGGGAGGUGAAGCCGAGAACCCUGGGAAAUAUUGUGGUGAGACUACCUUUACCACCAGGUGCAGCUCUGUCAUUGUGGCAGAACCAGGAUUUGUUCAAGAAGCUCUACUUCACAAAGUUCCCAGGUUACUAUGACACCAUGGAUGCAGGUUUUGUGGACGAGGAGGAUUUCCUUUACAUCAUGUCCAGGUCUGACGAUGUCAUCAACGUGGCGGGUCACAGGCUGUCGGCCGGAGCGCUGGAGGAGUCGGUGAUGCAGCACCCAGCAGUGGGAGACUGUGCAGUGGUGGGUGUGGAGGACUCUCUGAAGGGUCAUGUUCCCUUGGCCCUGUGUGUACUUAGGAAAGGUGUGCAGAAAACUGAAGAGGAGGUCGUAAACGAGAUGGUGAAGCUCGUGAGAGACACCAUCGGACCGGUGGCCGCCUUCAAGAAAGUGCUUUUUGUCCACGGAUUGCCGAAGACGCGCUCCGGCAAGAUCCCUCGCUCCUCUUUGGCCAACCUGGUUAACGGCAAGCCCUACAAGAUCACUCCGACCAUUGAGGACCCAGAGGUGUUCAAAGACAUCGAGACACAAGUUGAGAAAGCUCUCGGACGCAGCCGAGCCUGAACCUGAGAGAAAACUGAAAACCAGGACCACACUCUGUUUUAGAAGAACUUUGCAAGAAUAUUCCCACCAUGCAGUGUGCUGCGAAGUAGACGCAAAAUUAGUGACUGUAGUCGUCCAUGUCAGGCCGGCAUUGUUGCUAGAGAGUUCUUGCCUUAAAAAUCCAUGCAGCUGGAUUAAUAUCUCCACUUGUAAUAAUGGAACAAACGAUAUAUUUGUACUUAAUCUGAAUAAUAAUGUGAACCCACAAUGCACUACAAGCUUUGCAGAUUCAUAAUUAAUGAACAGAGGCGAUGUGCAGCUACUGUUUAUACACAACCGAGCCCUCCAGCUAAACAACAUUUUGAAUUAUGAAUGACAAAUAAUGAAGGCAACUCGCUCACUGACAGUUUUUUAUUUUAUUGACAAUGAAAAUUUGUUUGCUCACCACUUAGUUUUGACCAAAGUACAAGAAGUAAUAAAUAAAAAAUGGACACAAAA
This is a messenger RNA of Stegastes partitus (bicolor damselfish), 2647 nucleotides long. It is a transcript of the gene acss3, whose product is annotated as acyl-CoA synthetase short chain family member 3. Gene Ontology annotation, cellular component: mitochondrial matrix. Gene Ontology annotation, molecular function: propionate-CoA ligase activity. The record is from RefSeq and is a predicted model, not a curated record. NCBI's taxonomy places the organism in Eukaryota, Metazoa, Chordata, Actinopteri, Pomacentridae. Bases 95 to 2170 code for a protein of 691 amino acids. The transcript is spliced from 16 exons.